CGACGUACGCUCCCGUCUCCGGUCUCCCGACGCUGCACGCCGGCGCGAGCGCAACGACUGAGCGACGGCGCUAACCACUGAAGAGUCGACUACUGUAAGUUCCAGUUCCUUCUCGAGUUCUCCAUUCUCCUAUACUUCUAUACGGGAUACGGCUAUUCUGAAGAAUUCUAGUCUGAAUCACUGCAGAGUGCAUAAUGAACCUUGUGCAUAACUGCAUUUUUUGCAAGCAAACCUAUGUAAAUUAUGUAUGUAUGUACGCUGCCUUGUUGUUGCACUAGCUGGUGCUGCAUGCUAGUUGGUACUUGAAGUUGCCGUGCCGGUUACAUACUAGAGUAUUAUCGAUAGUAAUUGUUGAAUUAUAGAUAGAAUAGUAAUUCCUGAGAAUUAUAGAUAGUAAUGGUUGAGAAAAAGGUUUUGUCUGUGUUUGUGGUACUUGAAGUUGCUGUUAUUUAAUUGUUAUUAUACAUAGUAAUGGCGCAAGAAGUUGCUGUUAUGCUACUUAAAUUUGCUGUCUGUGUUUGUUAAUUGUUGAAGUUGCUGUUUAUGUUACUUGAAGCAAGCCUAUGUAAAAUUAUGUAUGUAUGCUGGCUUGUUGUUUAGCUAUUGGGUUUUAGGCAGGCUUGAACAGAGUCGGAACCCUCCUCCCAACCCGGAAGCCCGGCCGCGAUCGACGGUGCGAUGAGCAGGCGGCCCCGUGACGAGCCCUCCUCCUCCUACACCCCCGUACAAAAGCGCCCGUUCAGCCUAGGCGGCGGCGGGUAUGGGGGGCAACAAGCGUACUCGGAGGAGCAGAUGAGCGCAAAACAUGUGGCAGACCACUACAGCGCCCGGUCGAACCAGUCGCUCGAGGAGCGCGAGAACAGCCCCAUUAUCCACCUUAAAAAGCUCAACAACUGGAUAAAGAGCGUCCUGGUCCAGCUGUAUACGCGUCCAGGAGACCGCGUUCUUGAUCUUGCUUGUGGCAAGGGAGGUGAUUUGAUAAAGUGGGAUAAGGCCAAGGUUGGCUACUAUGUGGGGGUUGAUAUUGCAGAAGGCUCGAUAAAAGAUUGCAUGACCCGUUAUAACGGUGAUGCUGAUCAACAACGACGGAAGAAGUUCAGUUUUCCUGCACGGCUUAUUUGUGCUGAUUGUUAUGAGACUCGUCUGGAUGAGUAUUUAUCCGAGGAUGCUCCAUUUGACAUAUGCAGCUGCCAGUUUGCAAUGCAUUACUCAUGGUCGACUGAAGCACGUGCAAGACAGACCCUUGCUAAUAUAUCUGCAUUGCUUCGUCCUGGAGGCACUUUCAUUGGGACGAUGCCUGAUGCUAAUGUAAUCAUUAAAAGGCUAAGAGAAACUGAAGCAAUGGAGUUUGGGAACAGUGUUUACUGUAUUACUUUUGGUGAAGAGUACACCGAAAAGAAAUUCCCUGCAUCCAGACCUUUUGGUAUCAAGUACAAGUUUCAUUUAGAGGAUGCAGUUGAUUGCCCGGAGUGGGUUGUUCCAAUCCAUCUCUUCAAAUUACUAGCGGAGGAGUAUGAUCUAGAGCUGGUUGUAAUGAAGAACUUCCAUGAAUUUGUAAACGAGUACUUGCAAAAGCCAGAAUUUGCUGAUCUCAUGCGGAAGCAGGGUGCUCUUGGUGAUGGAAGAGGCCAGAGUAUGCUAUUGCAGGAUGAGUGGGAGGUAUCCUAUCUGUACCUUGCAUUUGUUUUGCGGAAGCGUGGCCCUCUGCGGUCCCAGCGGAGAGUCAAUAAUAUUAACAGAGGGAAGACAUUCCUUGCCGAGGAGGACAUUGAGUUUCUCUCGAUAUAAAUCAGACUGCCAUCCUGGAGCUUACUAACAACUUACUGAUUCUAUACUUCACAUCGCUUGAAAGGAAGUUGUAUCUUUAGUGGCUCACCUGUUAUUUUUCCAAUCUGUUGCAUAACUUUACCAAAUGGUCUCAGUGACUCAUGAUGUAAAUUUGCAGGGAUGGAUAAAUAUUAGGUGUCAUAGUUCACACAAAAGCUUUGAAGUUAUACUUAACAUUGAAAAGUGUUUCACGGGUUUUCCUCGUGAUGUGCUCACAUUCUGUACACUUUCAAUUCCUAAAGUGUUGGGCUUCAGCACAGUCCGAAGCAUGUAAUGAUAAUGGCUGGCGAGAACACUGGAACUAUGUAACAAAAGUAUAUCCAGAGGA
Molecule: messenger RNA, 2155 nt
Organism: Lolium rigidum
Lineage: Eukaryota; Viridiplantae; Streptophyta; Magnoliopsida; Poales; Poaceae
Product: mRNA cap guanine-N7 methyltransferase 1-like
Exons: 13
Coding region: 679-1788 (369 amino acids)
Biological process (GO): 7-methylguanosine mRNA capping
Cellular component (GO): nucleus
Molecular function (GO): mRNA 5'-cap (guanine-N7-)-methyltransferase activity
Source: RefSeq, a predicted model, not a curated record